UAAAUUAAUCGUUUCAAAUAAUUGAACGAAAUAACUUGUACAGAAAACGCGAAAGAAAGAAUGAAAUCUUUUAUUGUUGUUGCUAUGUUGGCGGCUAUUUGUGUCGUGACAAAAACUGAAGAUGUUUGUCAUUAUAAUGUAAUGAGAGCUUGUGCUAGCGAUAGUCACACAGGGUUUGUUUGUAACUCCCGUAAUGGUGGUAUUGAUCACAUCGAACCAGAAGUGCAGGCAUAUAUCAACUCCCAUUUUAUAAAAUCUUUUGAAUACUUGAUGUUGGCCACUCACUUCAAUUCUUACGAAAAGAAUAGACCCGGUUUUCACAAACUCUACCAACGACUUUCCGAUCGUUCAUUCGAUGACGCUAUUGAAAUGAUCAAACAAUUGUCCCGCCGCGGUGGAAAGGUCGACUUCAGUGUUGUCCACGAAAGUCCCGCUAGUAUUGGUCAAAAAUCUCUAAAUUUGGAAACCGAUGAAUUGCAUUCUUUGGCUAUGGCCUUGGAUACUGAGAAACAAUUGUUCAACGGUGCUAUUCAUAUCCACACCCGUUCUCUUCAUGCUAGUGAGCGUGACCCUGAAAUGGCUCAGUACAUAGAGGAAAAUUUCUUAAGCAAACAAGCCGAAACUGUACGAAAAUUGUCUGGUUAUGCCAACGAUUUGUCGAAAUUGAUGAGCCAUCAAGAUCCUUCUUUGGCCGUCUAUUAUUUUGAUAUAUAUUUAGGAAAGCAAUAAAUUAAUUACGUAAUCGUAAAUAAUAUCCAUAUAUUUUGAAACAAUUGUAUUACUUUAACAAAAAGAUCUGAAUUUACUAUUGUUAUUAGGAUUUUAUUCUAAAUUAUAAACAUUAAUUGUAAUAUCUAAAUUUUUGAAACUUAAGCGCUAUAAUAAAUAUGACAUUAAAUAUCAAGUCUGGGUGUUAUAUUCGAAA
This is a messenger RNA of Lucilia sericata (common green bottle fly), 925 nucleotides long. RefSeq names its product soma ferritin-like. Bases 61 to 729 code for a protein of 222 amino acids. Gene Ontology annotation, molecular function: ferric iron binding; ferrous iron binding. The record is from RefSeq and is a predicted model, not a curated record. Gene Ontology annotation, cellular component: cytoplasm. Gene Ontology annotation, biological process: intracellular iron ion homeostasis; iron ion transport. The transcript has 2 exons. NCBI's taxonomy places the organism in Eukaryota, Metazoa, Arthropoda, Insecta, Diptera, Calliphoridae.